AAUCCAAUAUGGCGGCGCCCUGCAACUCUGUUUACUGACGGAGGUCAGAAUAACAGCUUGAAUCUUGAAAACUCACCAAGAAGCCCACUAGAAGCUGACAUGUUUCCAGAAUCUGUUCAUUGUUUAAAAACGGCGGCUCCGUUUUUCCCCCAAACCGUGUUGUUGAAGGACUUGAGGCGGCUGUGCACACAUGGAGGAGCCAGCCACGUUCAGCCCAGCAGGCACUUCGCUGUCAGCCGCCCUCUGGCAGCCAAGGUCCCCCCACCGCGCAAACCCAGGGAGCGAGUGGAGAUCCCCGGGCUGGAGAUGGUGACUUACGGGGAAAGGAUGCACUUUGUGCCGGGGCUGUCGAAGCCCGUUAACCCACAGUGGGAGAGGGACUACAAGGACCCGAGAUAUUACAAGGCUCCUCCGGCCCACGAGAUGCCGCUGUUCAAAGAGAAGCCGUGCUUUGUGUACAACCAGAGGACCAGUGCACUGGAAGGCGUGCGUCAGGCUCUGUGGUUGACCAAAACGAAACUGAUUCCCGGUCUGCCGCCUCAGCUCCUCUCACUGACAGAGAGUCCUGCCAAUCAAAUACCAGAUCAGGAUGAACGCGUGCAGAACGCCAUCAAACACGCCCGCUUCUGGGACACGACACAGGAACGACCAGGCAAAGAGAAAUACAGCAACACUUUGCUCUUCAACCUGCUCCAUCUAUGUGCAACUCUACAGUCCAGCCACCCAGGGAUUGGAAGGAGGAUCCUUUCUGAGAAGUACUCUUUGGCAGCCACAUGGAAAAGAGGUGAGGACCUGUUCCAGAUCCGGGGUCAGAAUGGUUUAUUGCAAAACUGCAUGGAUCCUCUCCCAGAGGUUUCUGGGAAACAGGAAGUGGGCCACACGGCAGAUCAAGUCCUGGAAACCUUGUACCCCGUUUCCCCCACCAUCGACCUGCAGCAAGUCCACAUGUACAAAGAGCAGCUGAACUGUACCGGGUUCAGGGAUGACUAUCCUUAUCCUCAUGCCCACACACUGUACUUCCUGGACGGAGCCGAUGCUACCUGUAAGCUCCGGCCAGAGCAGUUCAGAGCCAAGAUGCUCAUGUUCGCCUUUGGAAACGCUCUGGUCCGUGCGCACAAACUCUACGGGAGCCAGCCCCAGCGUGUAUUAGAUCGUCCCAUAACGGUACAGGCGGUGGGGACCAACGGCAGAAUUUUUCAGUUUCUGGUUCUCCAGCUCAACACCACAGAUCUCUCCGGAGACGACGGCAUCAAGAACCAGGUGUGGCUGGAUGAAAAUGUUGAGCUCUAUGACUUUGCAAAAGUGCGACCACUCAUCAAGAAGAAGCAAGUGAAGGUACCAGCUGGUCUGGCAGGAUACAAGCCUGAAGUCUUCAGCAAGUUCCUGGCCCUGUACCUGCAUGGAGCCGUGUAGGACUGUGUGUCUGAGAUCUAAACCAAUAUCGCUCCUUUCAGGCAAUAAACUGUUUCACAUCAA
This is a messenger RNA of Cyclopterus lumpus (lumpfish), 1476 nucleotides long. RefSeq names its product mitochondrial ribosomal protein L37 (gene mrpl37). The record is from RefSeq and is a predicted model, not a curated record. Gene Ontology annotation, cellular component: mitochondrion; ribosome. Gene Ontology annotation, biological process: translation. Gene Ontology annotation, molecular function: structural constituent of ribosome. Lineage: Eukaryota; Metazoa; Chordata; Actinopteri; Perciformes; Cyclopteridae. Bases 100 to 1413 code for a protein of 437 amino acids. The transcript is spliced from 8 exons.